Poecilia reticulata (guppy) is the source of this 5964-nucleotide messenger RNA. RefSeq lists its product as uncharacterized. Gene Ontology annotation, molecular function: DNA-binding transcription factor activity; DNA binding. Gene Ontology annotation, cellular component: nucleus. Gene Ontology annotation, biological process: circadian rhythm; regulation of DNA-templated transcription. The record is from RefSeq and is a predicted model, not a curated record. NCBI's taxonomy places the organism in Eukaryota, Metazoa, Chordata, Actinopteri, Cyprinodontiformes, Poeciliidae.
GCGAAAGAGGAGAGGGGAGGGAGGCAGAGCCAAGAGAGAAACAAAAAACGUGACUAGGCACCCAAAGCCUCCUGUUAUGCAACAACUGACCUACUAACAUACAUUAGAGACUCGACAGCGAAAAGGAGAGAGCGAAAGGAGGAAAUAAAGAGAGGCAAAAUAAAAAAAAUAAAAAAAGGGAGGGCGGGAGGAACCGAAGCGAUCAUGACGGGAGGAGCGCACCAAAACAAGGCAUUGUGGUCGCACAUCUACCACCGGUAACACGGCAGGAGAGCGCUGCUGUUUUUGGAAGCGUGAGCGAGUUUUGAGAGAGACGCAGAACACCGGAGACCCGGUCGGGGGAAAGGCGCGUUGGUGGACAAGAGACCCGCGUGGAUUCUUUGAAUUUUUUUUUAAACGCAUUUUAAAGCUUUUCAUCUUGCAGUCAGCUGCAGARAGAACAGAGCGAGGAAGGGAAACUGAGACCAAGGCUCCCCAAGAGGCUAACAUGCUGAGGUAGACAGAACGGCCUACAUCCUGCAGCCUGCGAGGAGAUCUAGGACGCUUCGUCUUCAGCUCAGCAUACUGCUGUUCUGCUGUUAAAACAUAUAACAGUCGAGACUGGAGACUGAUCAUCACCUCUGUUCUUUUGGACGCUGAAAGGAGAACCCCGAAAGUGGAUAAAUGAGGGUUGYCAAUGUUAAACUUCACUUGUUCUUCAUCUUUUUGAGCUAUCUGGACACUUGAGUCCCAAACGAUAAACAGGCUUCCUACUCCAGGAGGCAAGGCGUUUUCAUUACAACCUCAUUAUUUCAAAGUGGCUACUAUCAGUUGCAAGAAUGGAAAAUUUGAGUCCAACUCUGAAAACGUUGAAUAAAUCCUCAGGGAACAACCUCAACAGCAUCGAGACCUUCAGCGAUUACGACGAGACUCUUCAAGGGACACCGGCUCGCUUGGGGCGUCUCAUCAAACCCAAGCCCAAUGUUACCUGCAGACGCAAGCGUCAGUUUAUUUCUGACGAGAAAAAGGACGCCUCCUACUGGGAGAAAAGGCGCAAGAACAAUGAGGCCGCCAAGCGCUCCCGGGAGAAGCGCCGUCUCAACGACAUGGUUUUGGAAAACCGUGUCAUYGCMCUGAAUGAUGAGAAUGUGAGACUCAAGACCGAGCUGCUCCAGCUAAAGCUGCGCUUUGGCCUCAUCAGCACAGCCUCGUACAUUGAAAAGAGCCAACAGAUCAGCGUGGCAAAUGAUGGCGGAAAYGGAGGCUCAUCCUCGUCCUCCUCGUCCAAUCAGUACUACUCCAGCGGUUACUCAAGUGGUUCUCAGGUGAUGAUUAACUCUGACUCCUCGGAAACAGAGCAGUCGGGACACAGCGACAGCCACAGGCAGCUGGUGAAGUACUCUCCGCGYGGCUCCCUYUCCGAUAUGUCCGACGGCUCCUCGAGGGACAGCCCUGAACCGAUGCCAUUUGAAAUCAAACAGGAGGGAGACAGGCUGGAGAUGGACAUCACCAGUGACACCACAACUCAGAUUAUGUUCAACAUCCACAGGGGYCCGACAUCUGCGUCCACAAGCCACCAGAUUAAGCAACAUCAUGAGAUGGAGGCUGCGUAUCAUCACCACCCGCAACUCCUUCAGCAGCAAUCGCAGCCCCAUCAGGUGACAGUCGCUGCUGUCAAAACCGCCAGCCAGACUGUCCCUCACCCACCUGCUGCCCAAAGAAGUGUCAUCCUGUAUGGCGCCAGCAGUGCCUCCUAUCCUGUUGAUGUCGUCACCAGGCCCCAGGAUGUAGAUCUGCAGGGAGCCUUAAAGCACAGCAGUAGUCAACUGCAGCAGCCCGUCACAGAGACCUCCAUUGAGACUCUGGCUGAGGUAACAAAGCAGYUGGAGAGAAAGACAUUGGACUCUCCUCAGUAUGAGCUGUCAGACAGCUUUAAUGAGGCUAAAGAGAGAGAGGUGUACAGAGUCUGUCAACCUACUCAACAGCAGGAGGGUGGAUCACCCAGAGAGCUCCUCAGUGAACAGGUGGAAGGGGUUAGGCACACCCAGUUGUACCACCAUCUUCGACAACCACACCGUUCCUACCUCAGUGCACAAGAUGAGGAGCCACCAGUGCUUAGCUAUGAGGGUGGACCCAGAGCCAAUGGUUACCUUCAAAGCCAAUCAACGUCAUUAAGUGACGGCGAUCCUUCUGACAAAGAGGAGUCAACAGACGAUGAAGAAUCCAUGUCUUUGUCCUGUUCGGACAUGAGCAGCAUCCACAACCCACAUCUUUCCGGGAUCCUCCAAUCCAGUUCGCCUCUUCCCCAGUACCCAGGCUACUCCCAGAUGCAGGGAUGGGAUCCCCAAGGAGAGGUUCGGGGAACGGCGCUCCCCCACAAACUCAGACUCAAACACCGGGCCAUGAGCACCGGAAGCAGCGGCGGCAACUGCUCCGGACAGGAGUCCCCAACCACUCCUCUCUCUGCUACCCCACCUCCCCUCCCUCAGCAYCCCUAUCUUUCCCUCUCGCCAUUGCAGAACAUUAAGCGAGAGAGCGAGAGUGGAGCUUGCAAACUGGUGGCGUCAGGUGCAAAGAAGGAGAGUGACAAAAAGGAAAGCGGAGGGCGACGGAACAAGAGGCGAGAUUAGGCGGCGUCACUUUACAACUUGAAGAUUUAAAGUUCUCCCCUAAGACUACUCUGCCAUCAUGCCUUUGCCCUACUAUGAAAUGCCCUUCUGAAUCUCUGAGGACAUGAUUCUGGGCAGUACUACCCACCAACUCCCAGAUUCAAGAAAAGAACGGACAUAUUGUGGGCUGUGUAUCAUAUUUGUAUAUGUUGUACAGAUUUGUCAUUUCUUACAUCCUCUCCAUACUUACUGAAGCAUGUUUGUUUAUGGGGUGAGGAGAAAUGGAACUCCCUGUUUUUUUUCUACUCUUCUCAUUCAACAGUAUCCAGUAGAAUACACCGGCAAAAGCACACUUUUGAUAUUAUACAAAAAAGGAAUGUAAACGAAAAAAAAAAAAAUCAAUUUCCAACGAAUUUGAUACAUAUCCAGCUGUAGAUAAACAUACAAAUGUAUGGGUCUCUGCCUUAACUAUAAUCAGAUGCAAAUGUAUACCUGGGAUAUUCCCUCGACCAAAGAAGCACCAACACUACAACUACUAGUUUUCAUGUCUCACUAACUCAGCCCUCACUCUUUCCCUUUCCCUAUAAACCAUAUGCAUUAUUUCAGAAGAGAUCAUGUCACAAUUAUUUUUAAAGCACUUCUUUUGUACAUAAAUGUGAUAUAAAUGAAUAUAUGUAUCUAUUUUAAGCAUCUAUUUUAGGAAGAAAGAAAAAAAGAAUACACAUCUAAUAAAAAUGCAACAAGAGGGAUAGAUCUAAAAAUGGCCGUCCUCUGACAAAUCACAACUAUCGCACAGUAGGGGUGUAAUGAAAACUUGUAGCAAAGWUAUUGCAGUGAUUAACCAUUUGCUGACAUCAUUUGACUGCGUCUAGUGAAGUUUGUAAUCUAUUAGUAUGAGCCCUGAUAUGAAGAUUUGUGCUUUCAGUUUGAGAGCUUCUAUGUUUGAGACUCUUAUUUUGAAGUAUGAAAGGAAGUCGUUCCAGAUUAGCCUUUUGUAUUGACAGAAUCUGUUAAUAAAGAAUUAUUUCAGGCUCCUUAUCAAGUUUUAAGUUUAAAUAAAAGACUCUACAACUUUUAAAUCAUUGGUCUGAUAGCAUUUUGGUUACAGUUACAGUGACAUUCAAGAUAGAAAUGAUUCAGUAGCGACGCAAGAAUACGGCGACUAGCUAACUGCUAACAACGCUAAAGCUGGUACCUGCUUAUGCUAAUAUCUGUCCACUGUUACCAAAAAAAAUCUGUUUUUGAGGGUUAUUAAAAAUAAGUUUGGGCUCCCCUUGACCAUCUGAAGUUCAAAAUCUAAAAAUCUUGCAUCUCUUCAGUCACUUUAUAAACACGACAGACCCGUCUAAUAGACACGACGCCAACAAAGCUAGUUAGCAUCUGCUUUCAUGCCUCCUAUCUGGGCCAUGAAAAUUAGUUAGACUGAUCAAAUUUAAGCUGUAUAAUUCUACAUUGACUAGCAAGUUUCUAAAAAACAAAUUUUAAGAUUUCUUAAAUAUUUAUUUUAUCUUAAAACCCUAAGAGGAAGCAUUUCAAUGACCUCAGAAUGAAACAAGUAUGAAACCGAAUGUGUGGACAAGUCAAACCUGGACUGCAUUAUUCUAUACUGAAUAUAGACUCGUACGUUUAUGUGAAAUUUUCUCAUAACAGGAGGCAGCUUGUCUUAUUGUGCGUCAUCUGUGUUGUUACACCCCUACUGUACAGCCAUGUUGGUUUUAGUUGCAGCAGGAUGCAUUUAGAUUGAACCUUUCUCUUCUGAUUGUGGAGCUUUGGCAUUAAUCAUUGGUAAAUGUCGUGUUUACACAGAAAUGGCCAUCCGUUGCGGAGAGCCAGCAGCACUGAAAGGAGAAUUUGUUUCUCCCCGAGGCGAAGGCCUCAUUAAAAUGUUUGGAUUAAUGAACCUUUAAACCAGCCUUUAAAUAUUUGGUGGAAAUCACCGGCUGCAGGCUGUAAGCCUUUUUAGUUUCUUUGAGCUUUAUCAACCAUAUCUUSUUGUUACUAUUCACUGGCCCGAUGUAUUUAUUUCCCUUGCCCCUCAACAUGCCAUUCACUGUACAAACAAAAGAAAAGCACAGGAACGUAGACGGAGAAUGUGUACAGAACCCCUUCAGAUACAUAUCAUAGCUUAAAAGUAGAACGUUACAUUCUGGCAAAGGAGACAAAAGCAAGAGGAGUUUAGACAGAUUCAUGUAAAAACACUGCAGUGCACUGAGACUUGACGUAAACCCUGAAUACCUACUGUUUACUUYUUAUGUCAUGGACUAUGGAUCUGUAAUGUGACCAAAUAUGACUAUCAAGGCCCAUGACACACAUUGAAAUGUAUUUCUUAAAGGGGCAAGUAUUAUGUUAAACUGACUUUUUWWAAAUKUUGCAUCAUGUUGAAUUACUCCCUCGCCAAAAUCAUACCUGGAGCGUUGCCUUGACUUGAGAAAUCCUUUAAUCUCCCGUGGCAACCAUUCAACCUGUGCAAAAAAUGCCUGCCUUCGAGGCACAGCUACUACUUGAAGGYGGAGCUUCAGAAAGAGCAUGGGUUUUUAAAGGGCCAGAGGCCCAAUUUCAAGGCGUUAAGUUGCAAAGUUAAAUUUCUUUUAAGUCACAUUUGAUGUAUAUAAAGCAUGUUUUUUAACAACUGCAGGUAACAAAGUUACUUGUGUAUGCUAUAAAAUGAUACUAUGUGCCUGGAAAACACAUAAUUCUGCCCCUUUUAAAAUGAGGCUAAAUAACUUAAUCCCAAAGGCAAAUUCAAUUUACGAUUAAACUGGACUAAAUUUCUUAUCUUGAGCUUUAACUAAAAAGAGGGCUCCCUCCUCAUUUCCUGUCUCUAUUAUGCAUUUCAAGGGGUUGUAAAUCCCCCAACCUUCAUGGUAGUUCUGCAACUGGAUUGUGACAAUAUGCCUUCACUGGAUUCUAGUUUAAUGUCUAUGUACCAUGUUUGGCUUCUCUUUUUUUUCCCUAUUUUUGUUAUAUUUUUUUUGGUGCUUGUGUAUAAAUGUAAAGCUUUCACAAACACUGUAACGUUUGUUUCAUUGGGUUUUGUAUCCUGUUUUCUAGUCCAGGUGACGUUCCGUUAUCCUCUAUGCCGUGUCUUUGCUCCUACUGACUGUGAUGACAUGUGUUUGCCUCAUUCCUCUUCGUCCCCCUCACUUUUAAAGUGUGUAUUAAAACGGUAAUGUUUGUGGUUUUUUGCUGAUGGUUUUUAUGAAAAAAAAAAAGGAAAAAAAAAAAAAAACACGGCUACUUUGGUGUGGUGUUUAGAGACGGGUGGUGGUUGGUCUGGCUGGUCAUUACCAUGUAAAGACACUAAUGUUCAUUGUUGAAAGAUGGGAGCGUUUCAAGAAAAAUAAAAGCGAUGUUGCCCUGUCGACAUAUCAAUGAA